Messenger RNA from Hylaeus volcanicus, 5580 nucleotides. It is a transcript of the gene Tango1, whose product is annotated as transport and Golgi organization protein 1. Lineage: Eukaryota; Metazoa; Arthropoda; Insecta; Hymenoptera; Colletidae. The record is from RefSeq and is a predicted model, not a curated record. Gene Ontology annotation, molecular function: protein binding.
AGGCUGUGUCAUUUUAUGUUAGUAGUGAUGUGGAACUGCAAUAGUGGAAAUAUGACGAAAAGAAAUUUGUUUAUUAAUAUAGUAUUUCUACUUAUUGCAAUAUUAUUUAGUGCAAUAUCACCAUGUUCAUCUGCAUUGUCGAACGAACGAUUAUGUUAUGACGCUGAAUGUUCCGUGCCUGUAUCGUUGGCCAGAACGUCGCUAAAGUAUAGUCCAAAUGAAGCAGGGUUAUUACCAUUUGACAUUAAUGUUGAAGUCAAAGUUUACAGUAAAGAAGCAGGCAGUAGAACUGACUUAUGGGGUGUAGAGAUAAAUGGCAAACGUGGAUAUGCACCUAAAAGUUUUUUGAAAGAACAUAAAAUUUUACAUAAGGAUUUGCGUUUUAAAGUGCCUAUUACACAAUUACCUAAUAAUAAUAAUAAAUCUGAUAAAAUACUUCAGCCUAAGGUGGACAAUGUUAAGUUGAAUUCUGUCAAAGAUGAUACCAAUUCUGUCAAAGAUAAUCCCAAUAUAAAGAAUACAGAAGAACUGCCACGCAAUGUAAUUAAUGCAACUCCUUCAUAUGAAAUUAUAGAUGGAACCACAUUGCAUUUAGAUGGUAAUGAGUCUCCUAUACAACCAACAGUUAAAACAGAAACUGUUCAAGCAACAGUAGUGCCAAAUAAAAAAGAUGUAAUAAAUACUUUGACAAAAAGUUCUGAUAGUGAAAAAGUUGAAACCAUCUUUGCAGAAGGUAUCAAGUUACCAAAACAAAUCUUGAACAAUGAGAUUAAUGACAGAGAAACUAUUCCUCAGAAAGCUGAUAUUAAGAAUUUUGUAACAAGCUCUGAAGAGAUAUUAGAUUUACCACACAUAACUGGUGUACAAGUUCCACUGAAACCAUUGGAAACAAACACAAAUAUAAAUGGUAAUAUUCAUAGCGAAGAAAAAACUACAAUACAGAAAAUAGAAACUAACACAACUACUGAAGUGAAAAAUGUAGAAUCUCUGAAGAAAUUGAAUGAAAUUAAUGUCCUAGAAAUACCUGUAUCUAAUAAUGGCAAAGAAAUAAUUAAUAAAGAUACUCUUAAAGAUACAGCAGUUAAUGAAUUCAACAAAAAUGAUAAUGGCAAAUCUAAUGAAGGAAUUAUAAGUAAAGAUAUUAAAGUAAAUAUAGAAACUACACAAAAUGUAGUUCCAUUAAAGGACACUGCUAAAAUAAAUUGGUUGGGAAAUGCUACUUCGUUAAAAACAGAGCAAAUUAAAUUGAAAGAAGACAUCAAAACACCUGAAAACAAAUUAACAAAUCCUGAUACAGAAGCAAAAGAUAUAACAAAAGAAACAUUCAACUUAAGUAUUCAAGGGGUAGUAGGCGAAACUAAUUCAAAACCAACAUCUGAAGAGCCAAACCAUACAACCUUUCCAAGUUUUCCAAUAAAAAAUAACUUACCCAAUCAAUCUGACAGUAAAAAAGAUCAAAAAAGUACUACUACUGCAACAGCUUCAACUACUUCUCAGAGUACAGAUCAGAAAUUUAAAGAAAAUAUCAGUGACGGAGGUGGCAAUAAAGCUGAUGGUAAAAUAUCUAUAGAUGCAGCAAAAGUUUCAAUUAUUUCUCAGGGUAAAGAUCUUAAUCUUAAAGAAGAUAGUAAUGCCAAAUCCAAUAUUAAAGAGAGUGGUAACUAUAAGGAUGAAGGUAAAAUACCUUUGGUUACAACAACAACAGCUUCAGCUACUCAAAAUACAGUUCAGAAUCUUAAAGAAAGUGGCAAUGCCAAUAUUGUUGGUAAAGAUGGGGGGUAUAAAGAUGAAGAUAAACCAGCUUUCAAUAAAGCACCAGCUUUAGCUAUUUCUCAGGGUACAGAUCUGAAUCUUAAAGAAGAUAGUAAUGCCAAAUCCAAUAUUAAAGAAGGUGGUGACUAUAAGGAUGAAGGUAAAAUACCUUUGGAUACAACAAAAACAGCUUCAGCUACUCAAAAUAUAGUUCAGAAUCUUAAAGAAAGUGGCAAUGCCAAUAUUGUUGGUAAAGAUGGGGGGUAUAAAGAUGAAGAUAAACCAGCUUUCAAUAAAGCACCAGCUUUACCUAUUUCUCAGGGUACAGAUCUGAAUCUUAAAGAAGAUAGUAAUGCCAAAUCUAAUAUUAAAGAAGAUGGAGGCCAUAAGGAUGAAGGUAAGAUACCUUUGGAUACAACAACAACAGCUUCAGCUACUCAAAAUAUAGUUCAGAAUCUUAAAGAAACUGGCAAUGCCAAUAUUGUUAUUGGCAAAGAUGCUGGCUAUAAAGAUGAAGAUAAACCAGCUUUCAAUAAAGCUCUAGGCUCAUCUAUUUCUCAGAGUACAGAUCUGAAUCUUAAAGAAAGUGGUAAUGCGAAUAUUGUUAAUGACAAUGAUGGCGGUUACAAAAAUGAAGGUAAACUAGCUUUUGAUAAAGCACCAGCUUCAACUACCUCUGAGGGUACAGAUAUGAACCAUAAAGAAAAUGGUAAUGCCAAUGUUGUGACGGGAAAAAACAGUGACUCUAAAGAUGAAGGUAAACAAUUCUUUGAUACAACAGCUUCACCUUCUCCUCAUGAUACAGAUCGAAACCUUAAAGAAAGUAGUAAUGUCAAUAUUGUUACAACAACUUCAACUACUCCUCAGAAUACACAUCAAAAUUUUAAAGAAAGUAAUAGUGUCAACGUUAUUGCCCGCGAAGAAGAUGGCUCUAAAAGCGGAGAUAAAAUAUCUUCCGAUAAUGCGACAGCUUCUGCUACUUUUCAGGAUAUAAAAGAUAAUAUUUUAAAGAAUGAUAUCGAUAUACAUGUUAAGAAUGAGACCGAUGACUCUCGUUUUAUUGUAUCCCGUGAAUUAAAUGCACCCCAUCUGCCUGAAGGUAAAGAGUCUACCCCAGAUUUACCUGCAUCACAAUAUACUAACGAAAAAAGUAUGGUCUUCAAAAAUAUUGCAAGCAUUAAUGAAUUUCGUAACCGAAAUUUAUUGGAUGCCGAUGAUCAAAUUGAGAGCGUAGAGAGCGUGGGGCUAGAUGAAGUUGAGCAAUUCAAAGAUGAAGCCUUAUACGAAACUGAAGGUGGCACAAUGGUACAGGAUAAGAAUUUGUACGAAAGAUCAGACAACGAGGACACAGUCGUAAAAUACGAUAUGUUAGACAAUAUUUUACAUGAUGUAAAAGUUUCUCCACCUGACGUUUGUGCGGCUGAUAAUACCGAUUGUUCCAUUGAAGAUAAUAUUAACGAGAAUGCUGUAAUCGAAGGAAUAAAAAUCGAAACCAGUUACUGGUUGACGUUAAUGUAUUUAACGAUUACUGUGACUGCGACUCUUAUAUUUUCCUUAGGAUUCUAUUACAUCGAGAAUAUGAGGCGAGAUCAACAAUUGAUAGCCAAGAUCAAUAAACUUGAAAAAGAUCUACUUAUUUCAACAAAGGAAUGUACGAUGAUGAGUGAAAAUUUGAAGCUAACAACAGAUAAGUUGACUUCCAUUGAAGAUGAAUCAUUUGGAUCCAACGAAAUGGUAUCCUCUUUAAAGGCCGACUUGGAAGCUUUGCGGAAUUCGAAGGCAGAACUGGAAGACCACGUUGCCAUGUUAGAGAAAGAUUUAGAAAGCGCUACCGAAGCAGGGUUAGAAUUGGAACGAAUGUUACGAGAAGUCCUCUCGUCUGAUAACGAAGUUAACCCAUUAGCCCAAUCAGUAGAGAAUCUGCAAACAAGAUUGAAUGCUCAGCAAGCUGCAAAUGAAUCUUUAACGAAUGCCCUUAAUCUCAAAACUCAGGAGCUUGAAUUCGAUAAACUUGAGAACGAAUCGUUAUCAGCGGAGUUGACAUCUUUUAAGAAAAAAUAUGAAGAACUUGAGGUUGAGCUCGUUCGUGUUACGGAUAAUUUGACGCUUCAAGUCAACAAUAAGAAGAGCGUAGAACAGACGUUGACUGAUAAGGUACAACAAUUAGAAAUGCAAACCAAGGAAAUUUCUGUCGAAAAAGUAGCCUUACAGAAAGAGUUGAAAGCUAAAGAAAUAGAAACGAAAGAUCUUCUGGACGUUAUUAAUCGACUAAAUUCUAAUAACUUGGAUUUGGAUAAGUUAUACGAUGUAUCUCGUAUUAAAGCGGAAGCAACCGCUUUGCUCGAAGAACGAAACGAAUUAAAAAUACAAUUAACCGAGAUCGAGGGUGCUCACAGUUUACUAGAGGAACAUGUAAAGGUUAUCAAAGAGGAGGUUGCUACAUUGAGCAAACAGUGCAAGGUGGCUGAAAAAGUGAAAAAAGAUGCGGAGACGCGACUCGAAGUGCUAUCAAAUUUUUUCCAAGAAAAAGAAGCUCAAAGACAAAAGGAAGAAGCUGUUUGGUUGCAACAGCAGGGUGAAGUUUUAUCUACCGUAGAAAGAAUACAGAUGAUGCAGAAUGAAAUACAAAACUAUAAACAACAAAUAGAAAUGUUGAAACAUGAAAUAUUAGACCAGGAAAGGGAAUAUAAAAAUCAGAUUUCCGUUCUUGAAACGAAAGCACACGAGCAAUGGGUAAUAGCGCGUCAAGUUGAACGACGUUUAGAGGAGUCCAAAGUCGAAGCAGGGCAAUUGCGUAACCGGUUGACCCUUAUCGAAAAGAAUAUUAACGAAGCAGAUUCCGAAGCAAAAUUACAUCGCCUGGAAGCAAAUGGAGAGACGGCAACGUCGUCUUCAUUAUUCAUAGGAGCAGAGUCGUCCAACUCCCCUAUAAUGUUUUCUGGUUCUUCGAAUGUUCCACCUCCGCCGCCGCCAUCCUACCUUCAUUCCCUGUUUCCUCCUUAUUUACCACCCCCGUUACCUAGUGGGUCUGGUGUACCUCCGUACGAAGUUAGUCAACGACCACCGCCAUUGGGUGGUCGAUUAUCCUCGCCGCCACCUAUGCCUUUACAUCCUCCUGCUUCCAGCAGGUACGAUACCGCAGGUUCCCCACCACCAAUGUCUCCACAUCUACUUCCGCCCUUCAAUCAUAGGUCACCGCCACCACCGUUUGGCAGUGAUCACAUUCAUCCACCUCCUCCACCUUCUGGCUCGAUAUUGCCUCGACCCCUGGGAACGAUGCAUUCAUGGGGGGACGAAUCACUGCCGCCUCCACGCAAUUCUGGUUUCCAUCCGUCACAGCGAGAUCGAGUACGAAAUCACAAAGGUUCCUUGCAUUCUUCGGGAGAAUCGUUGGACAAGACGCAUCAUAACAGCAAAGUUUAAUUCUUUUAUUUUGUUACAAAGCAUCAUCAUACAUACAUCAAAUUUGUCAUCAUAGUAAUGGGAUUCUCAAGUGUAUAAAAUUUCGAUAAAUAAUUAACAGCGAUGCAAGAUAUAUUAAUGCUAGUAGAAGAACCAGCAUUUAUUUUUGGUGAAAUAAACGCAUAUUUAGGUUGCUACACAAAUACGUCUGUCGAAUGUCAUCGCUGUUAUACCAAAAAAAGGGAGAACAAAUUGUAAAAAUGUUUCUUUAUGUAGUUAUGUAUAAUUCUUUGUUCAAAUGUAAAACUUACUUGUCUUCGUAAAUCAUUCGAACGGGAAUUAAAUUGUAAUAUGAAUUUAGACUAAAUGCAAUUGUUAUAUAAGGUUUUAAAAAAUUGAAAUAAAUCGUAAUUUAUUAUUACUUUA